CAGGAGUUUCAUUUUGAAUAAUGAGGAAUAUUCUAUUGGUGACACUAUAUUUGUAUCCCGCCAAGAGGUAAUUUCUGCACCCCCGGAUAUUAGCAACUGCUACAUUGCUCAGAUUACUGAUCUUUAUGAAAAAGGUAUACUAGUUUUAAAACUAAGAAAAUCAACUUGUAAUAAUACUGAUAGAAGAUAGUCAUGAUACAUCUGUAAAUUCUUUUAUUUAGAAUUAAAGUGCAUAUAACCUGGUUCACUGGUGAAGUUCAAUUGCUGUUUUUAUCUAUUAAGAAAAAUGUUUCAGUUUUAAUAUCCUGUCUCAAACAAAAAUAUUUCAGAAUUAAUUUACAGUAAAGUUGAAGUUCAAAAAUUUGCCAAAGUAAGGUGGUACUGGCAAGAGUCUGAAGUGCCAAAGCCCCUACGAAAAUUGCUUAGUAGUUUGACUAUGGCAAAAAACGAGGUCAUUCUCGACUUGACUAACAGCUUUGAACAGGAAAUUGAUUUGGAAACAGUCAUGGGGAAAUGCAAGGUAAGUCUGUCCUGACAAUAAUUUAACAUCUUCCUAUCUCAUUAGAAUAAGGUUUUUUGUUGAAAUUUAAGAAGAAAAAAUAAAAGCAGUUUAAUUUGUGAUAUUUUCUUCCAUUCUUUUAUUGUUGGUCAUUUUCUUUACUACUAUUAUUUCAGGUCCUGCAUAUAGCAGACAAUGCUCCACUCUCCCCAGAGUUCAAGAAAGAGGAUAACAACAACAGUUAUCCAACUUUUUUUGCUAGAAGAGCUUAUAAAGGGAAAUCUUUUGUAUACCUAACGGGCAAAGAGAACGAGGAAUUGUUCACAUCUGAAGUGCCAGCAACCCCAGACAAUAAUGGGAAGAGAAGAGGCUCUGCCAAGCAAGAUUUUAUUACCCCUAAUGGUAAUUCCAGGUUUUUAAGUGAGGGAGGUGCAACACCUAAAAAAUCAAGCAGCAUUAAAAAGUCUGUUGCAACAUUGUUUACCCCAACUGACAGGAAAGGUGCCAUACAAAAGGUAUGCUAAUGUUUGUACAUUCCAUAUGUAAAUUUAAUGGGUAUGAACUUUCGAUUUAUUGUGACAUACUUACUGAAUUUGGAAGGGCCUGCCUAUUUCAUUGCUGUUAUUUUUUUAAAAUUUAAUGUAUUAAAUUACUAUUUUUUUUAAAUCUUGUCUUUGGUUCACAACUGCCAUUGAAGAUUUUUGGGCUUAAAAUUUUGAAAUUUUUUAACAGGACACAAGCUUUAAGGAUGUUAUAAAAGGGGUGUUAUCUGGAUUUGAAUCUCCCCAGAGAGGUAUCUAAAUAUUUAGUCAUUAUUUAUAUUUAUGUUUCAAAAUGAAUUCUUGUUCAAUAAAUGAUUUUUUAAUUUUUGUUAAAGACUAUCGAGGAGAAAAAAACGCAUUUAGAUUUAUUAAAAAAAACUUGUAUAUUUUACAGCAAGUAUAAAAACUAGACAUUUGUUUUAAUGUGUUUUCUGAGAAAUCAAAUUCAUAAUCCCAUGACCUAUUUUGGUUAAGGUCUUAAGUUACAUUCACUCCACCUAAUAUGUUCAUUCACCCGCUGAAUCAGGUUAGGAAAUAGGACAGGAAAAACACGUCUUGACUAAUGUCCAAAGUGUGAAAAUCUACUUUGUUCUUUCCAUGGAGAGCAUUGUAUGAAAUACCUUUUUCAUUAGGGCAGUAAUGGAAAAACUAUGUUGUUUAUUUGUGUGUGUGUGUUAUGUUUUAUUCCUCACAACUGCCACCACAACACCAUAUACUUAACAUCUGCUACAGAAUUGUAAAAUAUACUAAUAAUUUUUUGUUUGUCGAUUCUUUAAAUAUCAUAAUUGGUAAGGAAAUAUUACAAUCUUGGGGUCUUUUUGAAAUCGAAGUUUCACUUAACUGAUUAUAGUCAGCGUCGGUUUAUUCAUUCUUUCAAACGUGUUUGUCUCCCCAGCUACCUUAAAACCGUCAAAACUGACAAUGGAAAGGCUCAACCAAAAAGAUGUGGUGGAUUUGAUCAACAGGGGCAGUGAUGAUGAAUCAAACCACUCAGGAUCUAACGCAAACUCUGACAUAGAAACAACUGAUGAUGAUUCUGAGGGUGGCCAAGAACAAGGUACAAGUGGUAAAGAUGGCAGUCAUUCUGGAAGUAGAACUUUAAAAAUAUCAAUGUUGAAUAAAAGAUGGAGAGAAACCGAUGACAAUGCUGAACUCACCAAGGAGUCAGUGAACAUGAAGAGACAAAAAAUGGACAUUAGUGAUGAUGGGGAGGAAAAUAGAGCAACCAAAGUGAAAAAAUGGAACAGGCAUAUUAACAACAAAAAGUUGAAGAUAAAGAAAUCCUCUGAUGGUAUCAAUUUCCUUCCAGUAAUAAAGCUGGA
This is a messenger RNA of Lymnaea stagnalis (great pond snail), 2363 nucleotides long. Lineage: Eukaryota; Metazoa; Mollusca; Gastropoda; Lymnaeidae. The record is from the annotation of a GenBank genome assembly.